AUGGAGGUGGCUGCCAGCGUGGUCGGCUUACUCUCCUUCACUAGCCAGAUCCUCAGUGGACUGGUGAAAUUGAGCGAAUUCAUCCAAGAACAUAAAGAAUCAGAUAGUCGAACAAGAAGUGCGAUUAGAGAGACGGAACAUCUGAUAUCGACGAUCACGGAGCUGAAGAGUCUUCUCCAGAGUUUGAGAGACAGCAGUUUUGCCGGGAAUAGCUGGAUGUUGGACUCACAGACUGCUACUCUUCAGACUCAUCUAGAGAACUGUGGCAAGGAUCUUGACGAAUGGGUAGCCAACCAAAGCUCGAAUGGAGGAUCUUCCAAACGACAGAGACUCGGCGCUAUUAUGAGCAAUGGGCGAAUCCGGGCAGUCCGAGACUUGGAGUUGAAGCUUGCGUCCCAUAGAGCUCAAAUAAACCUGGGCAUCGGGGCUUUGAACGUAUCAGUAUCCCAUCUCGGACUAGAGAAACUGGACCGAAUUCAGCUCGAUGUUCAAGGGCUGACGGAGUGCAACUUAAGAUUCAACGCCGAAACCGAGGAGCGUGCAAGUAAUGCCAUCGCGGAGUCAACCAACCGACACCAUGCCUUAAUUGGACAUAUCUCAAUGACUUCAGAAGACCAGAAGAGACAUACUGCCAUGAUGCAAGAAGAGACGCUCAAUCAGAUAUCGCGCAUGAGCGACAACAUUUCCAGCAUCGCCAGUGUUGCCAGUUCUCUCCAGCAACUGAUCAGAUCAUCAUCGCUGCAGAGGAGCACCAGCGGGUCUGAAUAUUCCGCAAACCAGCUUACCUCGGAUCUCCCAAAAUCUCUCAGUGGGAAAAGAAAACGGCGAUUCUCACAAAUGGAAGAGGAGACGAGACCAUGCUUCAGGUUGCCUGAGACGUUAGUCAAGGGGACGUGGUCAUGUGGAGCGCUAGUCGGAAUCGACCAAGCCUUUGAGAGAGUUUAUAAGCAAAUAUCGGUCCGCUGCCUAUUUUGCGACAAGCCGUUCCACAAAAAUGAUUUUCUUGCGCGGGCAAGACAUCUCAUCGGCAGUCACAAAUUCUCGGCAUGUGAUCAAAGCAUUGUGUACACUACUCCUGAGGCUUUGAAGGAUCAUCUGGAAUCCGAUCACUCAGCUUCGAGAGAAACGUUGAAUGCCGGAAACUUUAAUCUCACUUUGUUCUGUGAGAACACACGAAUUCCCACGGAUAACCGACACAUGAUGCUGGAUGGAAUGCCGCAGAGCGUAGACAUUCCAACGACACAUGUCCUUUUGAAUUCGCAGCUCUCAUCUCUUCUGUCCAGAACACCUUACGUUGAAGAUGAUAGCUCAAAAUCCGGAAAUUGUUCAGUCAGCUCGAAGGCGAUGAACCGAGCUAUGGAAGCACUGGCGAAAGAUGUGUUUUCACUUCAUGUAUCUUCGCCAGAGUUGCCGGGGAUCUUGUAUCAAGCCGCAAAUCUCGAGCAGGAGCUGAUCAUCCAGUCUAACCGCCCCUUUCAAAAAAGAUGGGCUCCGAUACCAGAUUGCUUGAUGAGGGCGUCUUCUCCAAGCCAGCUUCACGCGAUGCUCGACCGAGACACAAAGGAAGUUCUGAGAUCAUCGCUUCAUCACCUACUUUGGCCAACUAACCCUGGCUUUGCCAUGUUCCGACGGUCUCAGAUUUGUACUGAAUGCGUGAGGGAGAAAAAAAACAACCGUAGUGACUGCGGUACCAACGUGUCGAUUCUAUGCAGGAGACACCACGAAGAGGUACUGGGGAGUGUCUAUCCUCGAAGCACUUGGAAGUGGUUUUCACUAGACCACACGCUCAAGGUCUCUGCUCUCUUCGUCAAAUUCAAAAAAUGGACGACUCCUAGAGAGCGUAUAGACUUGUGGAUGCUUGAUGUUCUACAUAAGUCAGAUCAUCUGGUAGCCAUGUUGCGGUGUGGAGCCUUUUCAGGCAGCUUGGCAGGUUCAUCGGCAUUCCUGGAUGGGGAGCCGAACAAGAGUUUGACAAAGAACGAUCCGAACUUCUGGGGCAAUCAGUGGACGCAUGACUUGCUGGCUGCGUUCGAUAGAAACAUACGCCCGUUCCAUUUCGGCCCAGUAGGGGAGCAGUCAGAAGGCGCGGUUGACAGUCGCGAAGGGAACAACGAGUUCUGUGUUCCUUUCCGACUGAAGCUUAGUGGACCACUUCACAGCAGCAUGCAAGUUUCAUAA
This is a messenger RNA of Colletotrichum siamense, 2178 nucleotides long. RefSeq lists its product as uncharacterized. NCBI's taxonomy places the organism in Eukaryota, Fungi, Ascomycota, Sordariomycetes, Glomerellales, Glomerellaceae. The transcript is spliced from 2 exons. The record is from RefSeq and is a predicted model, not a curated record. The coding region runs from base 1 to 2178 and encodes 725 amino acids.